AAUAAAAACAAUAUUGUCGCGGUAUUUUAGAUUAUGAAUAGCGAUAAAUGUACUUAAUAUUAUGGUCAUUGGGUUUACAAUGUUGUGUGGUGUGUACGCAGUUGUGUGUCUGCGUCCUGCGUGGCUGCGUGUACACUUUUCACAGAAGAAACUAGAAAGAAUGCUACAAUCUUCAACUUUAAGAUGGGUUUCUGGAAAUCUGCUUCAAUCGUUUUUAUUUGUAAUACACACAUUGGAUUACACUGUGACAUAUUGAACGACGAAUACGACGAACACUCGACGACUAUAUUUUGACUAUACAGGAGAGCGGCUUACCCAGAUCAUUCAAAUACAGAAAUGCAUUCGGAUUCUUUAAUGGAAUACGUUUUGGUGAACUACCGAUGGGUGUUUGUAGUAUUCUUCCUCCUACCAUGCACUGUGAUGGGAAAAGUGUGGGCCACCUUCGAAAAAAGCUUAUGGUCACGCCGCCGUCGUACCGGAAUUGACCACGAAAAAAAAGUUAAAAACAUUCAGUGCGAGAUACGGCAUAGAAAUUUAUACGCUCCCAACCGUAUGAUGUGUACAGCCAGACCUAGUUGGAGGAGCAUGACUCUGGCUGAAAUGACGUACAAGAAAUGCAUGUUUAACAUAAACGUCCAUUUGGAUGAGAUGAUUUCUAUCGAUAGUCACAAUCGGACAGUCAGGGUCGAACCGAGUAUUACAGUGGGCCAAUUAAUUCCAAUAUUAAUCCAAUCCGGAUGGACAGUACCCGUGGCCUUGGAAUUAGAAGACUUGACUAUCGGAGGACUAGUUAUGGGCAUUGGAUUGGAAUCUUCGUCUUUUAAGUUUGGGUUGUUUCAUAAGACAUGUACGCGAUACGAACUCAUUACAGCCGACGGUGAUUUGAUCACAUGUUCAGAGGCAGAGAAUCCAGACGUUUUUGAAAGUAUUCCAUUUUCGUAUGGUACACUAGGAUUUUUGACAGCUAUCGACAUCACCAUAAUGCCGGCAAAAAAAUAUGUCAAACUCCAGUAUCGUCCGAUUAGUUCUUUGGAAAAAAUUCAAUCUAGACUUAUCUCAGAAACGCUAGAUACAGAAAAUAAUGAUUUCGUUGAGCUAUUAAUGUAUAGUAAAGAUGAAGGUGUUCUGAUGACUGGAAAAAUGACGGACGGCGAUCAAAGCACAAAAUACAUCAAUGAAAUUGGGCGAUUUUACAAACCGUGGUUUUUUAAACACGUUGAAUCAUUCUUAUUAUUACAAAAGAAUGCCGAAGAAUAUAUUCCUUUAAAAGAUUAUUUCUUUAGACAUAAUAAUUCUUUAUUUUGGGAAGUACAGGAUAUAAUACCUUUUGGAAACCAUCCAGUAUUUCGUUAUCUAUUGGGAUGGAUAAUGCCAGCAAAAGUGGCUCUACUGAAAUUGACACAAACUGAUACCAUUAAGCGAUUGUACAAUGAACAUCAUUUCAUAGAUGACUUCAUACUACCAAUUUCAUGUCUGAAAAAAUCUGUAGAAAAAUUUCAUGAACACUUGAAUAUUUAUCCUAUUUGGGUAUGCCCAACUGUUUUAAAUCCAGGCCACGGUCUUGUACACUCACAUGCGUCAGUAGACAAUAUGUACAUUGAUAUUGGUUUAUAUGGAGAGCCCAAUGUGUCCAAUUAUAACUCAGAUAUCGCGAAGGAUUUAGAACUAUUUGUACUCAAGUCAAAAGGAUUUAAGAUGAUGUAUGUUGGCACUUAUUUGAAUAUAUACGAGUUCAAGAAAAUGUUUAAUCAUUGUUUGUAUCAGCGUAUAAGAAUGCAGCUUAAUUGUGAAUACAACUUUCCAGAAGUCUACGACAAAGUGAAUAAGAAAGUUAGGAGAUAAUAUCUCAAUAUUAGAUAUAUAAUAAAAAUUAGAACGAUGAAUGCUAACAUUAAAAUAAAUAUUAUCUCUAAUAUUUAA
Messenger RNA from Metopolophium dirhodum (rose-grain aphid), 1920 nucleotides. RefSeq names its product delta(24)-sterol reductase-like. The coding region runs from base 337 to 1842 and encodes 501 amino acids. The transcript has 12 exons. Gene Ontology annotation, molecular function: Delta24(24-1) sterol reductase activity; FAD binding. The record is from RefSeq and is a predicted model, not a curated record. Gene Ontology annotation, biological process: steroid metabolic process. NCBI's taxonomy places the organism in Eukaryota, Metazoa, Arthropoda, Insecta, Hemiptera, Aphididae. Gene Ontology annotation, cellular component: membrane; cytoplasm.